AUGAUGGCCAUGGCAAAGCCUGCUUACUUAGCCAUAUCUUUAGCGCCUCCAGACAAGCCACCGCUUGCAGAGAGUCUGUCGCACGGAAUUGGGUAUUACCACGAGGCACUGAGCAAGAAUGACAAGCGUAUCGUAGAGAGUCUAUUUGAGGGUGGUGCUAUCAAAGUCCUUCUGGCCUCCAGAGAUGUUGCUUGGGAACUAAAAGCUACCGCUCAUAUGGUGAUUAAAGACUACUACCGAAAGUUCUUGAACGAGGCCCUCCCUAUCGAGAGCCAUCUUCCAGCGUACCUACACGAUGCUUUCGUCACGGAAAUAAGUACGAAGACCAUCGGGUCGACCCAGGAUGCCGUUGAUUGGUCAACUUACACAUACUUUUACCGUAGACUUCUUGCCAACCCAAGUUAUUACAGUCUAACAGAUAUCUCUCACGAAGGGCUUAGUACCCAUCUCUCCGAGAUGGUAGAAAACACCCUCAAGGAUUUGGCCGAGGCCAAGAUUGUUGAUGUUGAUGAAGAAGACGACACCGUCACUCCCCUCAACGCCGCCAUGAUUGCAGCAUACUACAACAUCUCCUUCAUAACAAUGCAGACAUUCCUGCUCUCACUCACGGGCAAAACAAAACUCAAGGGUAUUCUGGAAAUCGUCACCUCAGCCACGGAAUUCGAGUCUAUCCAGAUCCGCAGACACGAGGACCGGGUACUACGUCGCAUCUACGACAGUGUCCCAGUCAAGAUGUCACAGCCAAACUACGAAUCCCCGCACUUCAAAGCAUUUGUACUUCUCCAAGCCCACUUCUCCAGAAUGCAGCUCCCUGCGGACCUAACAACCGAUCAGGCUGUAGUGUUGGGCAAGAUCCUCAACCUCCUGAGCGCUUGUGUGGACGUUUUGUCUUCAGAAGGCCACCUGAACGCUAUGAGCGCUAUGGAAAUGAGCCAGAUGUGCGUCCAGGCAAUGUGGGACCGCGACAGUGCGCUCAUGCAAAUCCCAUUUUUCACACCAGAGCGUGUCAAGGCUGCUGGCGAACUCGGCAUCAAAACAAUCUUCGAUUUCAUGGACGCCAUGGGUGAGGACUCCACCCGCACCCGCCUCCUCCAGCGAACCUCCAUCACCGAAUCCCAACUCGGCAAAAUUGCCCACUUCACCAACAAAAAAUACCCCAAUAUCGACCUCGCCUACGAACUCGAAGACCCUGACUCUGUGGUCGCUGCGCGAACUCGACGGGGAAGACGAGAAAGCAGAGUGCAUGCGCCCUUCUACCCCCAAAACAAAAUUGAGAAUUGGUGGAUUGUUGUUGGUGAGGAGAGUAGCAAGGCUCUCUUGGCGAUCAAGAGGGUUACGAUUGGCAGGAGGUUAGAUGUCAGGUUGGACUAUACCGUGCCAAAUCCCGGCAGGCACGAACUCAAGUUGUUCUUAAUGAGCGACAGUUAUGUCGGAGUUGAUCUUGAGGAGGAUUUUGAGGUUGAGGCUGCGGAGGGGAUGGAUGAGGAUGGUGACGAGGAGGACGAUGAUGAGUAGAUCGUUGCUGUACUCGGCGACAGGGCUGAUUGAAAAAGAGGGGGGUGUGAUUGGGAGGUUGUAAUCUAGUCCCUUCCCGGUCUUUCUUUUUUGCUGAAUGAGGGAUGGUGGGGGGUUCUAUAUCAAAAUUGAAUUCCACCACAAUGUUUCCCUCGUCCAUGUUCUUAAUAGUUUUGUACGAUACUAUAGUGACAGAUGUCGAAAAAGAAAAGAAAAAUCACAAUAUCUAUCAUUGCAAA
Molecule: messenger RNA, 1754 nt
Organism: Tuber melanosporum (Perigord truffle)
Lineage: Eukaryota; Fungi; Ascomycota; Pezizomycetes; Pezizales; Tuberaceae
Exons: 6
Coding region: 1-1515 (504 amino acids)
Biological process (GO): spliceosome conformational change to release U4 (or U4atac) and U1 (or U11)
Cellular component (GO): spliceosomal complex
Molecular function (GO): RNA binding; RNA helicase activity
Source: RefSeq, a predicted model, not a curated record